UUUGUUUGGAGUUAUUAAUCUUUGAUUUAAUAUUAAACAUAUAAAUUACACUUAACUUAUCAAUGAUGAGAAUCAUCCAACACCCACUGAACAGCAAAAUAGAUAACAGCAUAUUUUUGUUUUAAAUAUUAAAAAUAAUUAUAUUUUCUCCUUAUGUAUUUUUGGAUUUAAUCAAUAUGUAUACAUGUUUUUAAGAUGAUUGGCCAAGCGAAAUACUUUGUGUUAUAAUUGGAAGUGACAAUCACAGUGAUUUUAAGUUCAAUGUAGCCGAAAUACCAGAUGGUUGUGAUGUAAUUAUUAUAGGUCAAUAUUAUAUUGACAGGAAUAAUAAUGUUGUUAACCAUACAACAAAAUCUGAUGAAGAUGUAAUGAGAGCCUUGCAUACAGCUAACAAGGUUGUUUAUACAAAACUUGGAAUAUAUUAUAAGGAUAGUAGUUGGACCUCAAUAUUUGCUCCUAUGGAUGAGGAACGACAAAAGAAUGAAAUAAUUGGUCCAUUAGUCAAUUUUUUAAAUGAUUUUAAAAUUAGCGGUCUUAUCUUGAAUAUAUAUGCAAUUUAUGAUGUCAUGGACAAUUUUCCCCAAAAAAUAAGUACAUUUAUUAGUCAAGUCAAACAAGGAGUAAAACAUAAAAUAAUUUUUGGAUUAAUGAUAGAUGCAUAUACCUAUACAAAAUUUAGUGAUCUUUCGGCUUUCGAUUUUACAAUAACAAAUGGUGUGUUGGAUAUUUAUUUAAUUAACUAUUUUAGUAUAAACAUUUGUGAUUCAGAGGGAAAGAUAUAUGGUUUGGCUCCAGUAACAUGCCCAAGUCCUAAUAUGACGACAAUGGAACAAGUGACUUCAGCUGUAACUAGUUCAAAAAUGGAUAAGUCCAAAGUUUAUGCUUGGUUACAGAGUGUAAUAAUGAUCCCAGAUGAUCAACCGCCAAUAUAUGAUGUGCAAUAUACAACGUAUUCUAAGUAUUGUAGCAUUAAUACCACAAAUUCAACUCUCUGGUGUCAGAACCGUCCACAGCUUUCACAUGACCAAGUAAAUAUUUUUAAAUCAUAUUUAAUCUCUGAUUAUACAACGGGAUUUAAUCAUAAAGGCAGACAAAUCCAAUACACAGAUAUCUAAAGAUAGAUAACAGGAUAUGAAAUAAUAUAAAAUGUAUUAAGAACAACUAAGUGUGAUAUCUAAUGCACUCUAAGGAAG
Molecule: messenger RNA, 1193 nt
Organism: Melanaphis sacchari
Lineage: Eukaryota; Metazoa; Arthropoda; Insecta; Hemiptera; Aphididae
Exons: 6
Coding region: 369-1115 (248 amino acids)
Source: RefSeq, a predicted model, not a curated record